CUGCGAUUUCACCGCCCGUGUCCGUGUGUCGCCUACGGGCAAGAGUGGAGGCGAUUUGGGGCAGGUGGUGAAGCCACCGACGGUGGCGUCUUCCCUGCCGUCAAGCGAGGGCGGUGGCGGCGGCACAGCUAAUCGGUCUUUCAAACUGGAAAGAACUUCAUGUAUGCAUGCAAUUCCUAUGUGGUGAUUGGUGACUUCUGUUUUCUGUAGGAAAUUAUACCUUUGUUGUGCUUGGACUUCACUCUGCACCCUUAUAUUGUUGACCAUUUGAUCAUUACCUCCAAAUACGACAUGGAAUCCAGAUGGGUUAUACCGCUUGUGGUUAUUUUGCUUGCAUUGCAAAUUCACCCCGUUCGCUGUCGGCAAGAGCCAGCGCUUUCACCGUGUAACUCCACACUUGUUAUUGCCAAGUACCCCUGUGAUAACACCACCAUAGUUUGCUCCCGAAUGGAAUCCACGAAGGACCAGCUUGUCCCUUGGCUAUCUUUCACCGUGUCCUUCGUAAUAUUAUUCUGCCCAUUCUUGCGUAUCAAAGAGUUGAAGGCCAAUCCACGAACUGAUGCGCAAACCUUCUUUUGGUGGUUUUUGUUUGUUGGUUUUCUGGAUUAUAUUCUCUGGAUCUGGUAUUUUGAGGAAUGCUCUGAUCCACAUUAUUCAGCAUAUCCUGUGUUACUGACCUGCUGUUUUGGGUGCGGUAUACACCUGAUCUUCUCUCUUAUAGCUACAGUGAUGACUUGGAAUUCUGGGGAUCAGCGAGUACGAUGGGGCAUUAUACUUACAUUCUUGGUCUUUGUCGGUGGUGGAAUUUUUCAUAAAAUACAAAGACAAGCCCUUGGCUGGAUGGGAGUAGCACUAAGUGUACUGUCUCAUUCUUUCCGUAUUGGAUCCACGGUGUACUACGCCAAGAUUAAUCGGUGUCUGUUUGUUGCCUCCAUGGUGGGGUCAGUAAAUGGAUUCUUGUGGCUUAUCCAUCCUCAGCUAUGCAUUUCAAAGGAAUACAAGAAUUAUGUCGCCAUCUCCUUGAUGGUAACCGGUGACCCCCAACUUCGUGGCGUAUUAAGAUGAAUUCGUUGGUGAUUAAAGUGGUGAUUUAGAUUGAAACACACUUAUCACCAAAUCUUGUUUCACUGGAUCAAUGUGCAAGAAACAGAUAUAUUCAAGUGUAACUAGCUCGGUGCUCGUGGUUGCUACGGAAUCACAAAUAAGCUGAGUUAGAGUGGCAUGAAAGAUCAAUGGAAAAGCAUAAGUGUAGUAUGACCGCUUCAUGGGUACAAUGAGAAAAAAAUAAGACAAGGAGGCAGUUCCAGGCAGUGACUAAAACAAUCAUGGGAGGGUUUGAAGAUUUAAAUCUACAUGAAACUAAAAUUUUGAGAUGCUGAAGGAUAGGCACAUGGAAGAAAUACGACACAAGGAAAACGAUUGGGAAAGAAGGAAGCUAGGCCCAACAAGAAUGAAGAGUGAGGAGUGAAAUCACCCCCAAAUCCAGUCUUUAUAAGUAGGAAAGACAUAUUAUUGCUAAGAACUCAUUUUUGUUUUUGUAUAUGAUGAUGUAAUCAUUAAAUUAGCUUGACCUUAUGAAUGUAGUUCAUGUUUACUUACAUGUUAUAAUAAUCAGGAAUUUGGAGCAACAAACACAACGCUAUCUUCCCAUGUUGAGGGGAGGUGCAUAUAUGCAUAAAUUCCUCCACAUGCUGAUUCAUCAAAA
Molecule: messenger RNA, 1705 nt
Organism: Triticum aestivum (bread wheat)
Lineage: Eukaryota; Viridiplantae; Streptophyta; Magnoliopsida; Poales; Poaceae
Exons: 9
Coding region: 292-1065 (257 amino acids)
Source: RefSeq, a predicted model, not a curated record